AUGCAAUUCUGGGACUGUAUUGUUGUGGGCGGGGGCAUUGCCGGGUCCGUCGUCUCAAACCGACUCCUCCAGCAUGAACCCGCCCUCAAGAUCUUGCUCAUCGAGGCCGGUCCCAACACCCAUGCCGUCGAGAACAUCGAAUGGAUUGACAUGAGCAGCGCGAUCGGCGGGGAGUACGACUGGGGCUUUUCAUCGGUACCGCAGGUAAACCUCGAUAACAGAGAGAUCGUCUCGCCUGUGGGGAAAGGCCUCGGAGGAGGCACGAUCAUUAAUGGAGCUGCUUGGGCUCGCGGCCACAUGGUUGACUACGACAUCUGGGCCGAGCGAGUUGGCGAUGAGAGGUGGAGCUACGAGGGCCAGUUGCCGUACAUGCGCAAGACCGAGACGCUCUUUGACAACUCGACAAACCCUCUGGCACAUGGCCACAGUGGCCCUAUCAAGAUCCAGUCUCCCGGUUCGACCGAUAGGGUGUUUCCCCUGCGUGAUGCUCUGCUCGACUCCUGGAAAGAGCUUGGUGUCGAUGCGCUCUCACAGUUUGACAACAACGCCGGAAACAACCUGGGCGUCGCAGAUCUGCAAGAGAACCGCGACAAAGGGAAGAGGCGCCUUGUUGCAAAGGUCUUGGUCGAGAAGUCGGCCACGGGCGACCUCGUCUCCCGCGGCGUUCAACUUGCCAACGGAACACAGAUCCUCGGCCACGAGACCAUCUUAGCCGCCGGCGCCUACCGCACGCCGCAAAUCUUGAUGUUAUCCGGCAUCGGGCCUGCCGAGACAUUGAACAAGUUCGAGAUCCCGGUCGUCCUCGACCAGCCCGCAGUCGGCAAGAACUUCCACGACCACGUCCUGAUCCCCACCGUCUGGCAGCUGAAGAACGCCUCAGCGGGCUACUCUAAGGAAUCCGGCAACCCCGUGUUCAACCAGUCCCAGUACGGCCAGGGCGCCUUCAUCGACUUUAUGACCGUCGUCUCGCUGCCCAAAGACGGCCUCAAAGCCGCGAUCGAGCAGGACGAGGGGCCGAUCACCGACCCCGCCGCGCACCCACUGCUGAACCAGGACCGAGCGCACUCCUCGCACCUGCUGCAGUACUCCGGGGUCUCGGCCGACGGGUCCGCCGUGCUGAUGAUCUCCGUCGUCUUCAUCAACUCCGCCCGCGGCUCCGUCACGAUCCAGUCCGCGGAUAUUAAUGACACGCCGCUCAUCGACCCCAACUUCCUGGGCACGGCCGUUGACCGCUACGCCGCGCGGGAGACGAUCCGCCGCAAUAUCAGGCUGUUGACUUCGAACGAGACGGUGCUCGGCCGGGAGAUCAUCGCUGGCGAGCUGGCUGCCAGCCCGUUGACGGCGGACUCGACGGACGAGGAGAUUGAUGCCCGGGUGCGGGAAAUGGCAGGGGGAUGUUACCAUCCGGCCGGAACUGCGUCGAUGGGCACAGUCGUGGAUACAGAACUGCGCGUCAUUGGGGUUUCUGGCCUCCGCGUUAUUGACACUUCUGUCUUUCCGGUCUCUGUCUCGGCGAACUUGCAGGUCGCGACAUACGCUUUGGCAGAACAGGCAGCAGAAAUCAUCUUCUCUGCCAUGAAGAAGCAAUGA
Colletotrichum aenigma is the source of this 1590-nucleotide messenger RNA. It is a transcript of the gene betA-3, whose product is annotated as Oxygen-dependent choline dehydrogenase. Gene Ontology annotation, molecular function: oxidoreductase activity, acting on CH-OH group of donors; flavin adenine dinucleotide binding. The transcript is spliced from 4 exons. The record is from RefSeq and is a predicted model, not a curated record. Bases 1 to 1590 code for a protein of 529 amino acids. Lineage: Eukaryota; Fungi; Ascomycota; Sordariomycetes; Glomerellales; Glomerellaceae.